UCAUGGUCAUGUGAUUUCUGUCCGGGCUUCAUUUGCGUGCACACUGUUUACCUUCCGCUGCAGACAGCAGCAGAAGCAGCAGCAGAGUUAAAAUGUAUUCUCACGGCUCAGAGAGUUUAAUCAAACAAGCAAGAGAGAUCCAGGAGUCUGAGCUGCAGAAGUUUUACAGUAGACUCGUGAAGCUCCUUCAGGGGAACGAGCUCGGCCAUGAAACAUUUGACUCCCUGCAGAGACUGCUCCUCAUCCUCUCUGCCAACAAGUACAUGAAGACGUUGCCUCCAGAGCUUGAGAAGAGGAUCAUAGCUCUUCUAUCGUCACCUGCAGAGCAACUUCAGGUGCUGAGUUCGGCUGUGCUCAGAGAAACACUGCCCCCCUCUGGUCAGGAAGUGAAGUACAACCAGGAGAACAUCUCCCUAAUGAACAGCCAUGCUGCAGCCCUGCUGCUCUCUCAGGCCGGAUCCAGAGCCGAUCUGUCGUCUCUUUGUGCCCAGCUCCUUCAAGGUCUGGAAGGCCGACAGUCAGAGGGGUCGUCUCAGUCUCUGUCACACACACUGCCUGUCCUCAACACCAUCCUCACACACAGCCCUGAGAGCCUCACUGAAGAUCAUGUGACCCUCUUGAGUAAGAAGUUUGUUGACUGGCUGCGUUAUGCUAGCAUCACUCAGGGGGGAGGGGCUUCUUCAGGAGGAUUCUUCACAGGGCCAAGGACACGCCAGCCGGUGCCGAUAGCAGAGCUGGACGGGGCGGUGUCAGGAGACUUCUUCACUGUGCUGUGUGUGGGUCAGGGCUUCACUGACGACCAGUGGAUGAACGUAUACUCCUUCUCCUUGCUCCGCCACUGGCUCCUCGCGCAUCAUUCUGUUUCCAACGGCAACACCACCGCAGACACAGCUCACAGGCUGCAGCUCAGCCUCUCCCUCUCACACUCCCACUCCUUCUCAAAUGAUGAUCGGUCGGAGGUGGACGGCUCGGUGGUCUCUAUGGUUUCAGCGACUUCCUCCUCCAGCCGUUUGCUGCCUCCAAAGGAGCGUCUGAGAGAGAAAGCUUUCCAGUACUGCCAGCGGCUCAUCGAGCAGAGUGAUCGCAAGGCGCACAAGAGGAUCGAUACAGACCUGCAGAAAGCGUGUCUGGUGGAGGCGGUGUGUAUCCUGGACUGUGUGUGUGAAGAGGACACCUCCCUGGUCUUCAGAACCUUCCCGUGCAUUAAAGCGCUCUUCAGCCGGCUCAGCUCAGACCUGUCGUUCGCCCGGGUUCUCCUGCCCAUUGCUCAGUUCUACCUGCACCACGGUGAGACAGCUGCGGUGGACUGUGAGAGCGUCUGGAACCUGGUGUUUGGUCGAUUCCCUGCCGAGCUGUUUAACGACCUCUUCCUGGCCCACGAGCUGCUCCGCUUCCUCCGGCUGAACCUAGAGAGCCUGCAGCUGCGGGUCCCUCAGUACACACGCUCCUUCCCAAACCUGCUGAAGUUGUUGGCGUGGGACAGCCCAGCAGUGGUGUCUGACUUUGUUGAUCUACUGCCCUCUCUGGUGACGACUGGAACUGCAGUGGAGCUACUUCACACUCUGCUGGACCUGCCCUGUCUGUCUGCAACACUGAUUUUACAGCACAGGUCAGCUUGCCUACCAAUCUCAGACACAGGGGGGCGCCCUGUCCUCUUACUCGAUGCGUUUCGAAGCCCGUCUUACAGAGGGCUUUUCCUCUUCCUGCUUCGAGGGGAGGCGGGCUCAGGUGACACUAUUGACCGACUGAGCACGCUCCACGAGCUGCUAGCUGAGGCUGCUGAUUGGCCGAGGGUGGUUCAAUGUGCUCAGACUGUCCCUGUGCUCCUCUACAUUUUUUUCAACACAGUCAUCACAGUGGCGGACAUUAAGCUGUUAGCACACUUGAUUCUGGUGAUGCUGGAGAGAAGUAGCCUCCUCCUCAACAUCCCCAAAUACAUCAAAGAGAUUCACAGGGUGUUUAGCUGCCAGCUGCUGAGGCUCUGCAAGCUCCACCCCUCUCUGGUAGUCGACCAAUCCCACGAGCUGCUGGAGUUUGCCGGAGCAAUGGUUAAUGUCUACAGCAAAGAAGAUAUUUACACGCACGUGGUGUGGGUUCUCGGGGAAUACCUGUCCGUCUCGUGUGACUCCCGCUGCUCUGUGAGGCUCAUCACUUCCUGUUUUGAGACGUUGGAGGCGGUGCUGUUUGAGAUCACAUCUUCUGCCCCGCCCCCUGGAACAGUUUGCCCCGCCCCCAGAGUCAUCACCACUCUAAUGAGCGCUCUGGCAAAGCUGGCGUCCAGAUCACAUGACCUCAUACCGCGGGUGUCUCUGUUCCUCUCCAAGCUGAAGACCGUGAACAGGGGCGGCUCGGUGCCCUGGUGCACGUGUGAGGAGGACCUCAUUGCCAUAGUAACACGCGGCGAGGAGCUGUGGUCGCUGCUGAAGGCCCCGGGCGUGGCUCAGAGUGUGCUGACUCCGCCUCCACACAUCACCACGCCACAGUGGCACCGUGACACGAAUGUGGCCACGCCCCUGAGACUGCGAGCCCUCACCAACCUCACACACACUCAGUGACACACACACACUCGGUGACACACACACACACACACAGACUGUCGUCCCGUGAUGUCACAUUUGAUCUCCGGUUGAUUUUUGUUCAUAUUUCUUUUUCAGGUGAUUUUUUUUGUAAUAACUGAAUCCACAGAAACUGGACGUGAUGAAGAUUUAUUUGAAUCCACACGUUCGUCUUUGUGAGAUAGAAUCUUUUCUUUAAUGCAACAAAAAUAAAAUCUGAUUUCAGAAGAGGAAACA
Molecule: messenger RNA, 2792 nt
Organism: Notolabrus celidotus (New Zealand spotty)
Lineage: Eukaryota; Metazoa; Chordata; Actinopteri; Labriformes; Labridae
Gene: ap5z1
Product: adaptor related protein complex 5 subunit zeta 1
Exons: 18
Coding region: 93-2555 (820 amino acids)
Cellular component (GO): AP-5 adaptor complex
Source: RefSeq, a predicted model, not a curated record